Messenger RNA from Protopterus annectens (West African lungfish), 2352 nucleotides. RefSeq names its product zinc finger protein 385D (gene ZNF385D). The record is from RefSeq and is a predicted model, not a curated record. NCBI's taxonomy places the organism in Eukaryota, Metazoa, Chordata, Ceratodontiformes, Protopteridae. Gene Ontology annotation, molecular function: zinc ion binding; nucleic acid binding. Gene Ontology annotation, cellular component: nucleus. The coding region runs from base 232 to 1671 and encodes 479 amino acids. The transcript is spliced from 10 exons.
AGAGUACAUGCUAAUCAGAGCAGAGAUUGUGCUGGGAAAAAGGCAUCCUGUAAAGCGAGUGUUCUGCCUCUUGGAAUAGAAACCCAAUGAUUAGUGCAUGUGUGACAGAAAAAGGACGUUUCAUCAGAGCAUAGAAUGAGAGUUACGUGCCUUGUAGGGCAGCUUUGUGGUGGAGUUACUUCUGCAUCAUACUGCAAUAGGACUGUGCCUCUCUGAUUACAAAGCAGCAUCAUGUAUUUUGGUAGUACAUGCACGAGUCCUGCCUUCCCAACCCUCCUACGUCCCCCACUCCCAGCUCUGCAGCCCACCCUGGAUGUUAAGCCAUUUCUCCAGUUUUCUUUGGAUAACACUGCAGUAGCUGGCUUAUUUCCAAAUUUCAAUGUGGUGAGUACAAUUCUGUACCAUCCUCCUAAAGCGAGCAGUGUUGCAAGUGCAAAGCUAAAACAGUCUGCCCGGUACAGAACACUCAGCUCUGACCUUACUGCACUCAUCUCCAAGAUGGACCCAAUUCAAAAAGCAGUCAUAAAUCAUACAUUUGGGGUUGCUUUACCACAUAAAAGGAAACAUGUCAUCACGUGUAACACCUGCCAGUUGAGAUUUAAUUCUGAGAAUCAGGCUGUGGCCCACUACAAAGGCACUAAACAUGCCAAGAAGCUCAAAGCACUGGAAGCCACGAAAAAUAAGCAGAAAUGUGUUGCUACCACGGACAGCGCAAAGACUAUCUUCACUUCCAUCACAACAAAUACCAUCAAUGCCAACUCUGACAAAACAGAUGGCGAUGGUACAGAAUUUGAGGCAGAGAUGAUGAAAGUGCAAAGUUUGCAUCAGCCAGUGACCAGAAGUAAUUGGACUCGACAGGUGAUGGAAGCUGCUGCUGUGGAUGUUCUGGCCUCUGAAGUGGUGCACAAUGAGGUCACAGAAAAUGCUACAAUGACAUCUGCAAUCUCAACAGCAGCUACGGUCUCAACAGUUCUUGCAGUGAAAAACAGUGUCCUGAUUUCUGAAUCUUCAACCAAGAAUAUAAAAAAAUCCUGUAUAUCCAUUGUCAACAGUACAACAUGUACUCCAACAGAAACAGAAGAGGAAAAGGCAAAAAGACUACUCUACUGCUCGCUAUGCAAAGUGGCUGUCAACUCCUCUUCUCAGCUGGAGGCUCACAACACUGGAACAAAGCACAAAACUAUGCUUGAAGCAAGGAAUGGCAGCGGGACAAUUAAAGCUUUCCCUAGGACUGGAAUUAAGGGAAAAUUAUUUUCUAAUAAAGGAACCACGGGGCUUCAGAACAAAACAUUUCACUGUGAAAUUUGUGAUGUUCAUGUGAAUUCAGAAACACAGCUAAAACAGCAUAUAAGCAGCAGAAGGCACAAAGACAGAGCUGCAGGCAAACCUCCUAAACCAAAAUACAGCCCAUACAACAAACUUCAAAGGAGAACAAAUUCUGUUGCAGUAAAACUGGCAUUCCGUAAGGAAGUGCCAAAGCCACUGUGUACCAGGAUUCUUUCAAAUCCCUUGGCAGCAGCUGCUGCAUUAGCAGUAAAUUCACCUUUCCAUCUGCGAUCAAAUCCAGCAGCAACAUUAUUCCAGACAGCUGGACUUCCAGCAGCACUGCUACGACCAGCUCCUGGUCCUAUACGGACCACACACACUCCCAUUUUAUUUGCUCCUUACUGAACUGUACAAGAGCAGAAAUGGACAUUCUAGAAAAGCACUGCAAUAAUUUUCAAACAGGGAACUAUGCAGAAUUUAUUUAUGGCAUUUCAGGCAUCUGAGGAACUGAACUUAGCAGGUGAAAUGGCUAUGUUCUAGUGCAGUUAUUCCUCACAAAUUCAACAUACUGUCUUGAUGUUAACAGUUUUAGAACGUCUCCCUUGUUGAGGUGUAGUAACACAGAGAAAUUCCAUGACAUUUGUGAUAUUUGCCAUUUUGCACACAUUCUACCCUCCCAAACUCAUUCAUGCUUCCUGAACACCUGCACGAGGGCAUAAAAUGAUUCAUAUGUAAAUAUGGUUCCACAUCCUGUAGCUGUUUAAAUGAAACACUGUGAAUAGUGCCCUUAACUUUCAUAAGAAAGUCAGCAAUAUGUGUUGCAUCAGCCUUCUCCAAAAAAAAAAACAAACAAAAAAAUACAAACAGAUGAGUGUCUUGUGAAACUGUUGUGCUAUGUCUGUAUUUGCAACUAGUUUCCGUAUUACGUUGCAGAAUUAGAAUGGAUGAUUUGCUUCAUCUAGAUAAACAAAAGGAAUAGUAAAAUAACAGGUCACAAGGUUGUAAAUGUUUUGCAAGUUUAGGAUUCUCCUGUUACAUUUGCAAUUAGUCUUUCUCAUCACUGUUAAAUAAAAAAGGUACAAAAUA